AUGUUUCCGGCUUAUCGCAUAACACCUGGCAUUGUGUCACUUUGGCUGUGCCUUCUUGUACCGCUUCUAGCAUAUGUACAAGCGUACGAGGAAUUAUCAGAUAAGACGCUAACCGAACUUCCGCGGCCCAAUAACGACUUCGACAUUCACAAUGGCGCUCUGCUAUCACCUAUACUAAGGACCCGCGUCCCUGGCACCCCCGGCUCCACCGCGGUACUGAAUCACUUCGCCGACUUUUUUCGAACUACAUUGCCCAAAUGGACUGUUGAGGUUCACAACUCUACAGCCAAAACACCACUAUCAAAGGGAAAGGAUGUACCCUUCCGGAACUUCAUCGCUACUCGCGAUCCUCCUUGGGCCUCAGUUGGCGACGUUGGUCGGCUCACCCUUGUCGCCCAUUAUGACAGCAAGAUAGAACCAAAAGGCUUCAUUGGGGGGAUCGACAGUGCUGCACCAUGUGCAAUAAUUAUGCACGCCAUGCGUAGCAUCGACGCCGCGCUGGAGAAGAAAUGGUCGGUGUUGGAGGCGCAGGGUCUAAAUGACUACGUCGAAGAGGAGCGGGGUCUUCAGGUUAUAUUCUUGGAUGGCGAGGAAGCCUUUGACCACUGGACUGAGACCGAUUCUCUCUAUGGAGCUCGUGCCCUGGCUACACAUUGGGAUGACCAAGUCUAUCCCGCGAUGUCGGAAUUCAAGACUCCCUUGUCAUCAAUCUCUCUUUUUGUCCUUUUGGAUCUGCUAGGCUCGAAAUCCCCGACAAUUCACUCUUACUAUGAGACCACCCAUUGGGCUUAUCAACGCUUGGGCGCCCUUGAGAAGCAGUUCAGGUUAUUGAAGCAGUUCAAGUCUACCUCGGCUGAUCCAUGGUUCGUCGAUACCGAAAAUGAUGGGCACAAGCUCGCGCCUAUGGGUGGCAUCCAGGAUGAUCAUAUCCCUUUCCUCGCAAAGGGAGUUGAGAUCCUCCAUCUCAUUGACUUUGCUCCCUUCAAGGGAUUCCCUCCUGUUUGGCAUACGAUCGACGACGAUGGUGAACAUUUAGAUUUGGAUACCGUCGAGGACUGGAGCAUGCUAGUUACGGCCUUCGCUGCUGAGUGGAUGGAAUUGGAAGGAUAUUUUGACCAUCCAUCUAGCCCCAGUCGACGCAGUGACGACGAGUCUGCUGAGUUAGAAGCACUCAUGAACAGGAAGACUGAGUUGUAA
Molecule: messenger RNA, 1197 nt
Organism: Penicillium griseofulvum
Lineage: Eukaryota; Fungi; Ascomycota; Eurotiomycetes; Eurotiales; Aspergillaceae
Product: glutaminyl-peptide cyclotransferase family protein
Exons: 1
Coding region: 1-1197 (398 amino acids)
Molecular function (GO): zinc ion binding; glutaminyl-peptide cyclotransferase activity
Source: RefSeq, a predicted model, not a curated record